UGUCCACAGUGGGGUCGGACUUCGACCUGAGGACGCUGCGUGCUGUACGAGUGUUGAGACCUCUCAAACUGGUUUCUGGAAUUCCCAGCCUGCAGGUGGUGCUCAAAUCUAUCAUGAAGGCCAUGAUCCCUCUGCUGCAGAUUGGACUGCUGCUCUUUUUUGCCAUCCUUAUGUUCGCAAUCAUUGGUCUUGAGUUCUACAUAGGCAAAUUCCACACCACAUGCUUUGACAUCAUCACUGAUGAAAUCCGUGAGGAGUUUCCAUGCGGGGUCGCGCCACCCUCUCGACUCUGUCCUAAUGGAACAAUCUGUAAGACGUACUGGUUAGGACCUAACUAUGGUAUUACCCAGUUUGACAACAUCCUGUUCGCCAUCCUCACAGUCUUCCAGUGCAUCACCAUGGAGGGCUGGACCGACCUGCUAUACUAUAGCAAUGAUGCUUCAGGGAGUGCAUGGAACUGGAUGUACUUCAUCCCUCUCAUCAUCAUCGGCUCUUUCUUCAUGCUCAAUCUUGUUCUGGGUGUGCUGUCAGGAGAGUUUGCCAAAGAGAGGGAGCGUGUGGAGAACAGGAGCGAGUUUUUAAAACUCAGGCGUCAGCAGCAGAUAGAGAGAGAGUUGAAUGGAUAUCUGGAGUGGAUCUGCAAAGCAGAAGAGGUGAUUCUGGCCGAUGAGGAUAAUGACCCAGAUGACCGGAUGCCCUUUGAUGGAUCAAGGAGGAGGCCUACCAUCAAGAAAAAUAAAACAGACCUGCUCGAUGCAGAGGAUGGAGAUGGUGAUAUAGGUUCUCCGUUCGCACGUGGCAGUCUCAAGAGCUCCAAACUGGAGGGCUCCUCCUUCAGGAAAAAAGAGCGACGACUGAGAUUCUUCAUUAGGCACAUAGUUAAAACCCAGGCGUUUUAUUGGAUCGUGCUGUGUCUGGUGGGACUCAACACCCUGUGCGUGGCUGUUGUGCACUACAACCAACCCGACCUGCUUUCUGACUUUCUCUACUAUGCUGAAUUCAUCUUCCUUGGGAUCUUCAUGUCAGAGAUGUGUAUUAAGAUGUAUGGGCUGGGGACCAGACCUUAUUUUCACUCCUCGUUCAACUGUUUUGACUGCAUUGUCAUUUGUGGCAGCAUUUUCGAGGUGCUCUGGUCUAUGAUCCAGCCAGGAACCUCGUUUGGGAUCAGUGUGUUGCGAGCUCUCAGGUUACUGAGGAUCUUCAAAGUGACCAAGUAUUGGGCAUCUCUGAGGAACCUGGUGGUGUCUUUGUUGAACUCCAUGAAGUCCAUCAUCAGUUUACUCUUCCUCCUCUUCCUCUUCAUCGUGGUCUUUGCUUUGCUGGGCAUGCAGCUGUUUGGAGGACAGUUUAAUUUUGAAUCUGGCACACCACCAACAAACUUUGAUACGUUUCCUGCAGCAAUAAUGACCGUGUUUCAGAUCCUGACGGGUGAAGACUGGAACAUGGUGAUGUAUGAUGGGAUUGCGUCUCAGGGUGGAGUUAAAAAGGGCAUGGUCUUCUCAGUCUUCUUCAUAGUUCUCACACUCUUCGGCAACUACACUCUGCUCAAUGUAUUCUUGGCCAUCGCCGUCGACAAUCUAGCCAAUGCACAAGAGUUGACCAAGGAUGAGCAGGAGGAAGAGCAGGCAGCCAAUCAGAAGAUGGCUCUUCAAAAGGCCAAGGAAGUUGCUGAGGUCAGCCCACUGUCUGCAGCCAACCUCUCCAUUGCAGCCGUGACAGUAAACUCUGAGCGUCUCGACGCAACAGAACACUUUCUUGACUGUAAGGAGCAACAGAAAAACAAUAAAGGUUGUAAGUCAAUAUGGGAACAGCGCACCAGUGAAUUGCGACGGCAGACGCUGGUGAACAGCAGAGAGGCUCUAUACAAUGAGCUGGACCCUGAAGAUCGCUGGAAGGUCUCAUACUCCCGCCACAUUCGUCCUGAUAUGAAGACCCACCUGGAUCGCCCGCUGGUCGUGGACCCUCAAGAGAACCGCAACAAUAACACAAACAAAACCUGUCCAGGCGAGGGCCAGCCACAACGCUCAAAUCAGCUCAUGCACAAACAGUCAAACUUCAAUGAUGCAGAGAACGAAGGUGGAGGAUCUGGACCGUGGCCCCUGGAACGGGGAGAUUCCACAGGGUCCCGUCGGAGUCUGUUGGGCUCUGAGAACCAGGGGGACGGUCGAGGGUCCCACCGCAAGCAUCAGCACGGUGAACGCUGCAGCCAGGCCCGACAGCACCGCAGAGCCCAAGAGGAGGAGGGAGAGGGCGGAGGGAGGAGACACAGAAAUAAGGGCAGGGAAAGAGGGACUGAGUGUGAACAUGCGGAUGGAGGAGAGCGUAAACACAGACGUCAUCGGCAUGAAGGCGAAGGCCGGAAAGAAAGAGGGGAGAGGGUGCGACACCGCACUAGGAAGGAAGGUCACAGCGGCGGCCCCACCCUGUCCACAACCCGCCCCAUUCAGAAGACUUUGUCCAGGCAGGACAGUCAAUACAGUGAGGACCUGGACAAUGCCAUGAACAACAACAAGCUUGCCACCCAGCAGCCCACCCCACAUGACAGCCUGCUCAAUCUGGCCAACAGUGCCCACACUGCCGGCCUGGUGCAUCCCGGCACUGAGAGCAGCUUCAUUCCCAUCAACCCUUCCUCGAACACUACUAUUGUUGCUAGCACUGGUAAUACGGGCAUGAAACCUGAGUAUACUGCUUUGGACAUGCCGCCCAUGUUCCCCUCCAGUAACGCCAUCCUACAAGUCAAUAGGAACGCCAACACGGAGCCUCUGCCCAAGAAGGAAGAUACCAAAGGUGAUGAUGAUGAUGAUGAUAAAGAUGAGGGUGGACCUAAACCCAUGCCCCCCUACACCUCAAUGUUCAUCUUAACUACAACCAACCCGUUUCGAAGGUUGUGUCACUAUAUCGUCACGCUUAGAUAUUUUGAGAUGUGUAUCCUGCUGGUCAUUGCGAUGAGCAGUAUUGCCUUGGCCGCUGAAGAUCCUGUCUGGCCUGAAUCCCCCCGAAACAAUGUCCUGCGUUAUUUUGAUUAUGUCUUCACUGGUGUGUUCACCUUUGAGAUGCUUAUUAAGAUGGUGGAUUUGGGUCUUGUUAUGCAUCAAGGCUCAUAUUUCCGUGACCUUUGGAACAUCCUGGACUUUAUAGUGGUUAGUGGUGCCCUGGUGGCGUUUGCCUUCACAGGAAGCAGCAAGGGGAAGGAUAUCAGUACUAUCAAGUCUCUGCGUGUGCUCAGAGUGUUGCGCCCUCUGAAAACCAUCAAACGUCUACCCAAGCUAAAGGCGGUUUUCGAUUGUGUAGUGAACUCUCUAAAGAAUGUGCUGAACAUCCUCAUUGUCUACAUGCUGUUCAUGUUCAUCUUCGCUGUGGUGGCCGUGCAGCUCUUUAAAGGCCGUUUCUUCUACUGUACCGAUGAGUCUAAGGAGUUUGAGCGUGACUGCAGGGGCGAAUAUCUUGUCUAUGAAAGAGAUAACGAAGUGAGGGCGCAGAAGCGGGAAUGGAAGAAGUACGAUUUCCACUACGACAAUGUGCUUUGGGCCCUUCUCACCCUCUUCACCGUAUCUACGGGAGAGGGGUGGCCGCAGGUGCUGAAACAUUCAGUGGACGCGACCUACGAGAAUCAGGGCCCGAGCCCAGGUUACCGGAUGGAAAUGUCCAUCUUUUACGUGGUGUACUUCGUGGUCUUCCCCUUCUUCUUUGUCAACAUCUUCGUGGCUCUCAUCAUUAUCACCUUCCAGGAGCAAGGAGACAAGAUGAUGGAGGACUAUAGUCUGGAAAAGAAUGAGAGAGCCUGUAUAGACUUCGCCAUCAAUGCCAGGCCGUUGACACGCCAUAUGCCACAGAACAAGCAAACCUUUCAAUAUCGCAUGUGGGAGUUUGUGGUGUCCCCUCCAUUUGAAUACACCAUCAUGGCCUUGAUUGCCCUUAACACCAUUGUCCUUAUGAUGAAGUAUGAUGGAGCAUCAGAUGCCUAUAAUGCAGUGUUAGCCAACCUGAACAUAGUGUUCACCUCUCUUUUUUCCAUGGAGUGCAUAUUGAAGAUCAUUGCCUUUGGAGCAAUGAAUUACUUCAAAGAUGCCUGGAACAUCUUCGACUGUGUGACUGUACUUGGCAGCAUCACUGAUAUUUUGGUGACGGAGCUCGGGAACAACUUCAUUAAUCUGAGUUUUCUGAGGCUCUUCAGAGCUGCCCGACUCAUUAAGCUUCUCAGGCAGGGUGAGACCAUACGCAUCCUGCUCUGGACCUUCGUCCAGUCCUUUAAGGCUCUGCCGUAUGUGUGCCUACUCAUUGCCAUGCUGUUCUUCAUCUAUGCCAUUAUCGGCAUGCAGCUGUUUGGAAACAUUGCAAUUGAAGAGGAUGCAGAGAGUGCUAUUAACCAGCAUAACAACUUCAGGACGUUUUUCCAGGCGCUAAUGCUGCUCUUCAGGAGUGCUACAGGUGAGGCGUGGCAUGACAUCAUGCUGUCGUGUCUGGGAAAGAAGGAGUGUGAUCCACUCUCUGGUAACAGUGAGGCAGAAUGCGGGAGCGAGUUCGCCUACCUCUACUUCGUCUCAUUCAUCUUCCUCUGUUCCUUUUUGAUGCUGAAUCUGUUUGUGGCUGUGAUCAUGGAUAAUUUUGAGUACCUCACACGUGAUUCCUCCAUCCUGGGUCCUCAUCACUUGGACGAGUAUGUGAGGAUAUGGGCGGAGUAUGAUCCUGCCGCUUGUGGCAGAAUCAGUUACAGGGAUAUGUAUGAGAUGCUCAGGCACAUGUCUCCUCCGUUAGGCCUGGGGAAGAAGUGCCCUGCACGGGUUGCCUACAAGAGACUCUUGCGGAUGGAUCUGCCGGUUGCUGAUGACAACACAGUGCACUUUAAUUCUACCCUUAUGGCCUUAAUCCGCACCGCUCUGGACAUCAAGAUCGCCAAGGGUGGGGAAGGAGGUAUAGAUAAACACCAGAUGGAUGCUGAACUAAGGAAGGAGAUGAUGGCGAUAUGGCCCAAUCUCUCACAGAAGACUCUGGACUUACUGGUGACGCCCCACAAGGCAGCAACAGACUUGACAGUAGGAAAGAUCUACGCUGCCAUGAUGAUCAUGGAGUAUUACAGGCAAAGUAAAGCCAAAAGGACGCAGGCUCUUCACGACGAUCAGAAUCGAACGCCAUUAAUGUUUCAGCGCCUGGAACCACCAUCUCCGGGCCAGGACAUCGGGCAGGGACUCACUGGACUUCCUGACACACAAAAUCACACCGCUAAUCAUCUGGGUGUUGAGGAAGGGAUCCCGUCAAGCCAGUCAUGGGUAACGGCACGAGCUCAGGAGAUGUCACAGAAAGCAGGCAACUGGAGUCCUGAAGGCCAAAACCCAGAUGACACAGAAGAUAACCACAGACAAUCUCAGCAGACAGUAGAGAUGAGAGAGAUGGGGCGGGACGGGUUCUCGGACACUGAGCACUAUCUGCCGAUGGAAGGCCAUGGCAGAGCUGCUUCCAUGCCUCGACUCCCAGCAGACAACCAACAGACUAUCACUGAUAACAGUCCUAUGAAGCGCUCAGCUUCGUCGCUGGGUCAUGGUCGCCAAGGUCGGUCAAUGAGAGGUGAUGACUACACAUUGGAGAGGGUCAUCCCAGAAGAGGGUCAAAGACAUGGGCAUCGGCAUAGGGAUCGCAGCCAUCGCGCGUCCGAGCGCUCCCUUAGCCGCUACACUGAUGCCGAUACAGCAGGUCUUGGUACAGACCUCAGCACCACCACACAGUCAGGAGACCUGUCAUCGAAGGAGAGGGACCGGGGCCGGGCCAAAGACCGGAAACACCAUCACCACCACCAUCAUCACCACGGCUCUGUCGAUAAAGAGCGAUACGGACACGAAUAUAGCCACAGACAGUCAAGAGAGGGAGACCGCCGCUGGUCUCGCUCGCCCAGUGAGGGGAGAGAGUGCCUAACUCACAGACAGGGCAGUAGUUCAGUAAGCGGGAGUCCAGUCCCCUCAACCUCUGGGACCAGCACGCCCCGACGCGGCCGGCGUCAGCUGCCCCAAACCCCUGCUACGCCCCGGCCCCAUGUCACCUAUUCCCCCGUGGUCCGUAAGCCCAACAGCACCCCCCCUCCUGGCCAACAGAACCGACUUCCCACCCCAACCUCCCGUCGGUUUUCUCCACCUGGCCCCGAACCCCCGGCCCCAACCCACCGCCACCCUUCCCCUCCCCAGCACGGUUCCACCCGUCACGCGCACUGGGGCCCCGACCCUUCAGAGGGCAUGGAGGGCGAUGGUUUCUAUGACGACCAAGACUACGAGUUCAAUCACCACGAGCCUCCGUCCUACGAGCAAAGCCCCGUCCAGGGCAACCCUCAUUCCCCCAGGACUUCCCGUCACAGUGGCCCACCUCAGGGUCAGCCACAUCCCCGGCGUAUGCCAAACGGCUACCGGUCCUCCUCUCCUUCUCCACACCACCAGGCCCCCACACACCCGGGACCUCAUAAACCCCCCCAUCCUAGAGGGCCCAGGAAGGGCCUCCAUGAACCUUACAGUGAAACUGAUGAGGAUGAUUGGUGCUAGCCUCUAGGAAGAGGGGAGGGAGGGGGCCAGAAUGGGAUCAAAUGGAUCCCUCCACAUGGAUUGCCGCCAUACGGAUAACAGAUCUCAAAGCAAACAGGAGACUAUAUUCUCGAGUCUGCGCUGUCCAGGGAAACACUAGGCAGUGUUCUGAAUGUCCACAGGGAAAUCAAGGCAUGUUUUUUUUUAUUCUUUCUUUUUUCAAUUUCUCCACUGCCAAGUGUUUCCCUGAAAGGGACGGACUGCUUACUGUCAAUAUGAAGACUGGGGAGAUGAAUAGCCUUUUGUUUUUGAAGAAAAGAAAAUCCUCUAUGUUUUGAUGAGGAGGUGGAAUGUCUGAACUUUCAGGACGUUUCAUGCAGUCCCUCCUUAAGCGAAAUGACAGGCCGUAAUGUUGAUAUGUCGCUAAUCUUAGAAAUAUGAGAAGCUCUCUUAACACUCAAAAAAAUAGAAGGAUCACCUGUCUUUUUAUUUUGCAGAACUUGACUGGAGAUUUGUUUAUUGCAAAAAUCAGUCCAGAGGCUGGGAAAUAUUGAUGAGUUUUAUCAUCUACUGUUAUUUAUUGUAUCCCAGUUGUGGUUUGGGAAUGGGCAGAGGUGAUCUCACCUGGACAGUUAAGAAAGCCCACCCUGCACUUCAGAACCCAAACUCAAGAAAGCCGAAUCGCUAACAAAAAAAAUCGGAGCGAAAAAUGAAUAGCUCUUCACUCUUUCUUCUUCUAUGGCUUCGUCUUCUGCUUCUCAUUGGAAACAUUGGAGUUUGAAUCUUCUGUUGCACUGCCCAGCUUACUUUGAACUCCUAGAAAAUAAAUCCCUUGGAAAUCCUGCAUGAUUGAAAAAAAAACAAGUUAAAAAAUAUAAAUGAAGAAACUUUUGAUAAAUAGGGGAAAGGGGGGAUAAAAUCAUUGGCUUUUUUGUCAUGUCUCUAAAGUUUUCUCUCUCUCCUAUCAACACCCACCCUCUCUUUCUCUCACUCUCUGUCAUCUCUUUCUCCAAAAGUUGUGCUUGCACGCCAUUGGUAACAUUCAAAGUUCAGUCACAUUUUGUGCCAAAUGACACAUUAAACUAAAUAAAGAUGAAUUAUAAAUGAAUAGCACAAUUAUUUUUGCACAAAAACUGAUAUAGUAGCACACACACAGUAUACACACAAACAUAUAGCAGACAAAAGACAUCUUCGAGCACUACAAGUGUCUUCCAGGGUAUUAAUGAAGAGAGCGAGAGAGAUAGAGAGGGGGUUGGGUGAACGAGAAGAGAGAGAGAACCUUUCCAUUUUUAGAUAUGAUUUUUUUGUUGAUAAUAACAAUGUGUGUAUAAAGAUUGUCACAUAAUUGAUGAUGAUGACGGUGAUGAAGAUGAUGUUUUUCAUUUGAUUUUCUAUCUGUUUUUGUAGCCUAUUUGACUUCGCUGCUCUCUGCAUUGCCAUACAUGUUGUCAUGUGAGUUGUGUGUAGAUGGUGCGUGGAGCUCUGUGAUUGUAAUCCAUUGACAGGAACACAUCUGACCUUCUACCAAUGUCUUCGGUAGCUCUGUGACAUGAGCUGUUUCCAUGGAAACCCAUUCUCAGCCAUAUCACUGAGCGUUAAUGACAGUUCGAAAGCAUGCUCCGUCUGAUCUCAAGUCUCUGUAACUGUGAACACUUUGUAUCGAGAAGAAAUUGGAUUUGAGUGAAUGAGAGGAGAGAUUAGUUAUUGAUCGUACUAAUAAUAUGCAUUUUUACAGGGGUUUUAGAUAUUUAGGUUGCGGAUGAUUAUUUACGUUUUAGGUCUCCUCUCGCUCCAUAUUAAUAAUAUCGAGAGAGAGAAAAAGAAAGAUAUUUAACACCGUUUUUAAGUUGAUUCGAUACAAAAGUAUGAAAAGAUAACUGAGCUCCACUACCUCUACUUGGUCAGCAGAUGGCGCUGUGAUCCACAUUGUUGGGCAGCCAGUGGUCUUGGUUCUGACUGUGGGUCUCGCAUAUUUCUGUUUUAUGUUUUUGUCAAUGACCUGUACACUGAGAGUACUACUAUGUGUCUGUCACAAAUGGUGCACUGUUCUGUGUUCAGGAAAUGUAACACAGCCAAUCAAACUGCACAUGUAACACAGCACAGAAACAUGUAACAUCAAAUUGCAUGGGUGAAACAAUGACCGGGCCUUUUCUGACAAAACUCGUCUCUUGUGUCCCCCUGAUCUUUGUGUGUUUUCGGCCCACGUCCUCUGCGGAGUGACCCAGCAUACACAGACACACUGCCGAACUCAUCAUAACCUGCAGCAUGUGCAAAUUAUAGUGUAUGUAGCAUUACUAACAUAGUAUUAUCAUCACGCACACACUUUACUCGAUUCUGGAUGUAGCAUUCGUUGUGUGAUAUAAGAGUGAAACAGUUGGCAAAUUUACGCCUCUCCAGGUUCAGUAUCUCCCUUGUUAAGCGUUUUUUGAAUGGUUUAUCUAUGAAUUACAUUCUUAGGGAUGUAUUACUGAGAUCAGUGCCUUAUUCACUUUUUGCUAUGUCAUAGAUGUCGUAUUUAGAGUGCAUGAUGCAGCUGCAAUGUGUUGGUUUGCAGUGCUUUCUUUACACAGAAAUUUAGUUUUGAAAGUAUUUCAGCACACACAUUUCAUAAAUAGUUUGAAUUGAGAGUAAGGUGAGAGUAAAAUGUUUGUGUCGGUCUGUGUAUUUGUACAGGAUCAAGAGAAGUUUGUCGAAAAUUCAUAGUGCAAAUGAUUUUUCAUGCAGUUGUGGACAGAAAUAUUGGCACCCUUGGUUAAUAUGAGCAAAGAAAGCUGUGGAAAUAAAUCUACAAUGUUUCUCCGUUUGAGCUUUAAUUUAAAAACAUCACAAAAAUGCAAUGUUAAAAAAUAUUUGAAAGUGCGGGGAGAAUCAAAUCUUCAUUUUUUUUAUUAUUGAAUCCUUUUUUCUUCUCUAUUUGCAAGGAUAACAGCUCAGAGUCUGCUUUUAUAAUCUUUCAUGAGAUUGAAGAAUUCAUGGCAAGUGAUUUUAGAUUAUUCCUCCAUACAAAAUUUCUCCAGACCCUUUAUAUGUUGGUUCCUCUUUAUUUCACUUUAGUCAUCUUCUGUAUGGUUCAGGUCAGGGAACUGGGAUGGCUAUGGCAGAACCUUGAUUUUGUGCUUAGUGACCCAUUUUUUGUUGAUUUUGAGUUUUUUUCAAACCAAUUUCUUAAUGAAAGAUUUAUCUACAACUCGUUAUAAGGUUUUUGAGCAGAGCAAGUCACGUUUUUACUUUUUUAUCUUUUUUAUAUAUAUAAUCCAUGACACCAUGUAUCUGAUGUCCAGUACGUCUAGUAUAAAAGUAGGUUCACCACAGUAAAGAUUCUGGGGUACACGCUCAGAAAUAAAGGUACAAACGUUGUCACAGGGACAGUACCCUUUCAAAAAGGUACACCUUUGUACCAAAAGAGUGCAUAUUAGUACUUCAAAGGUACAUAUUGACAGUUCAAAUAUACAUAUUUGUAGCUAAAUGGUACAUUUUAGGAACUUUUAAAGGGUACUGCCCCAGUGACAGCUUUGUACCUUUAUUUUUGAUUUAACUGUUGACAUGGAGCACGUUUUAAUCCCUUUGUGCAGCAAAGCUGUGUUUCUGCUGACAAUAAACUCUUUUCCUUUCAUAUGGUUGUGAACCCAGUCCUAUUUAAAGUUUCAGUAUGCAAAUGUAUUGUGCUGGAGUUUGUUUUGGUUUUAGAGUAGAGGAUUUGUUUCUUUAAACUGUGUCUGAAACAACUUGAGGUGAUGGUGGUCCUAUUUUCCUUAAUUAAAUUUUUUAAGCUUUCUGACCAAAAGAUUCAAUUGAUUUCUGAAAUUAUCCAUCUGUGGUCCUUGGAGAGUCUUUGUCCAAUCAAAUUUUUUUCCUUGCUGAGCAUUAAGAUGAUAUAGACACGCGUCCUCUUUCAGGCAGAUUUGCAACAUCUCCAGUCGAUUAAAACGUCUUCAUUAUUGCCCUGAUUGUGAAAAUAUAUGUUUUUAUGGUUUUAACUAUUUCCUUAAAGCCACUUUCUACUUUGUGUAGCUCAACAAUCUUUUGCUUGACAACAUCAUGUUUCUAGUCACCUUUGGUGUGCUAAGAAAAUUUAAACAUCAAUGGGAAUAUGCUUCAGAGAUUUUUUUACUCAUAAAAAUGUCUAGGGGUGCCAAUAAUUGUGUCAAGUGUACAUUAUAGAAAAACAUUUAUUUAAUUAUGUAAUUUUCCCCCUAUUUCAAUUGUUUAACUUCAAUAAAACAUUGUAUUUUGUGGUUUUCUUUUUAUUAAAAAAAAAAAGAAGAAAAAUCUUAAAUUUAUUUUCACAGCUUUCUUUGCUCGUUUUUACCAGGGGUGCCAAUAUUUGGUCCACAACUGUACUCUUAACUUUGUGCGUGUGUGUGUCUGAGGCUGUAAAAGAAAAGGAAAGAAAAGCAACAGUCUGGAUAAUCAUUGACAUUUCUCACUGUCUGUUCAAAUAAUUCAUCACUACUAACAACCUCAGUCCAUGUUCUGCUAACAAGUGGCAAGUAAAAAUACAAUGCCAUCAAGCAAUGUGGGCGUCACAUUGUAAAAAAAAGUUUAAAGACCUUUUCUUUCUUCAGAUACAAAAAAAGUGUAGAAAAGUAUGUACCUCAAGAACUGCAUGUGCUAUGUGCAUGCCACAGCAUUCAACAGCGGGAAUAAAAAAGGAACAUUUUGUAGAAAAACACACAAGUACAGAUCAAUCUUUUUUAAAGUAAUACAUUCCUUUAUGCUCUAUUUUUAAAACAAACAAAAAACGAAUACAAUCGUAACCUGGGGAGGAAAAUAAGUUUGGUGUGAUUUGAAAGUUCUGUUCUUUCUUCUGUUUCUAGCUAUUUUUUCUGCAAACUUAAAAGAGAGACACUUCAACACUAUGUUCAGGACACAACAUGACUGAUGUCACACACAAAAAAAGAAAUAAAAGUGUCAAGAACCA
Paramisgurnus dabryanus is the source of this 11421-nucleotide messenger RNA. The record is from RefSeq and is a predicted model, not a curated record. Lineage: Eukaryota; Metazoa; Chordata; Actinopteri; Cypriniformes; Cobitidae.